Messenger RNA from Homalodisca vitripennis (glassy-winged sharpshooter), 1486 nucleotides. RefSeq names its product glucose dehydrogenase [FAD, quinone]-like. The record is from RefSeq and is a predicted model, not a curated record. NCBI's taxonomy places the organism in Eukaryota, Metazoa, Arthropoda, Insecta, Hemiptera, Cicadellidae. Gene Ontology annotation, molecular function: flavin adenine dinucleotide binding; oxidoreductase activity, acting on CH-OH group of donors.
UAUAAUAAAUAAAACUUCUAGAAAAAUCAAACCUCUGAAGUUUGUUUUAGAAUAUUUUAUUAUUCCAUUUUUAGGCAUGAUGUAUACCAGAGGACAUAAACAGCUCUUCGACGACUGGGCGGCAGCAGGAAAUGCUGGGUGGAGCUACAAGGAGGUGUUGCCUUACUUCAUUAGAGCGGAGAAUAACAAAAACCCAGAGCUUGUGGAGAAGGAGUACCACGGAUACCAGGGACCACUAACUGUACAGAGGUUCUCUCACAAGCCUGCAUUCGUAGACACCAUCUUAGCAGCGGCGGCCGAGCUGGGAUAUCACCAGACAGACCUCAACGGACACAACCAGACGGGAUUCGCUGUGGCACAAAUGAUGGUGGACGGCGGUCUACGUGCUAGCACCGCGCGCAUGUAUGUCAGGGCCAACAAGAAGAGGAAAAACCUGGUAGUGAAGAUAAAUUCGCAAGUGACCAGAAUCGUCAUUGAUCCCAUGGCAAAGAGGGCGAAGGCGGUCGAGUUCAUUGACUCUACGGGGCGAAGACAAACAGUGAUAGCCAAGAGGGAAAUAAUUCUAUCGGCAGGAGCCGUGGGCUCACCCCACCUCCUUCUACUGUCGGGCGUGGGACCUAAAGCGGUGCUGAAGAAAUUUCAAAUCCCUGUAGUACAAAAUCUUCCUGUCGGUCAGAAUCUACACAACCACGUUGCCACAGGAUUGAGAUUUUCCAUAGACGACGAUGACAGAAGAACGUUGACCAUGAACGCUCUCCAGAGGUUCCUCGACAACCGUGAGGGUCCCUUAGCCAGUACCGGAAUUACACAGGUGACCGGGUUUAUACAGAGCAAAUACGCGGCAGGGGACAUGCCGGAUAUCCAGGUGUUCUUCGACGGGUUCUCGGCCGGCUGUUCGGAGACCGGCAAAGACGAAGAAUGUUCGAACGGUAAGGUGGCAACCACUUGCGGGAAACGCCACAUAAAUAUCCGGCCUACCAACAUCCUCGCGAGAAGCAAGGGGCAUCUCACGUUGAAGAGUAAAGACCCAUUAGAGGCUCCUGCGAUAUAUCCUAACUACUUAACGGAAGAAAUAGACGUCAAGGUGUUGAUAGAAGGGCUUAAAUUUAUUUUGAGACUGGUUGAAACUUCGGCCUUAAAAAAGUGGGGGAUAGAGAUGGAUAGGACACCCGCGGCUGGCUGUGGACACCUCGACUUCGCCUCCGACCGAUACUGGGAGUGUAUUAUAAGAGAGCACACUGGUCCUGAGAACCACCCGGCAGGAUCUUGCAGAAUGGGACCUGUGGGUGAUUCCCAAGCUGUUGUGGACCCGGAGUUGAGAGUCCACGGCGUUACCAACCUCCGAGUAGUGGACGCAUCCGUAUUCCCUCUGGUGCCCAACGCCAACCCUGUGGCCGGGAUCAUCAUGACUGCGGAAAAGGGAGCGGACAUGAUCCGUGCGGCCUGGAGUGCUCCUGGAGCUGGUAAGAAGGGCGCUUGAACACGU